Molecule: messenger RNA, 1727 nt
Organism: Rotaria sordida
Lineage: Eukaryota; Metazoa; Rotifera; Eurotatoria; Philodinida; Philodinidae
Source: the annotation of a GenBank genome assembly
AUGCAUAUACUGUUACUUCUCAUCUCUUGUAUUUUAACCAAUGGUCAUUAUUCAUUAUAUCAUUCUAAUAUUCAUCAAACUUCUUAUCUCACAUUCGAUUGUUUAUAUGCUUAUUUAAUUGAUAGUGGAAAGGAAAGUGGUGGACGUUAUAUUCGUAAUUAUCAUUUAAUUCCUUAUUGUAGACGUCCAGAUCAUGAUGAACAACUGGAACAAGUUUCCUAUCUGAACAAUGAAAAUAUAGCACAAACAAUAACUUUUAAUGAAUUAAAGAAACAAGGUAUCACUAGUGAACAAUUAAUUGAAUGGUUUGCACCUAUUGAUGUUGCAGAAAAAUAUGAGAUGAAUAAUAAUAGUAUAGACAUUUUUUAUAAAUGUGUAUUACCAUGGUUUGGUUCCAUGUGUCAAUAUAGAUUUCAGCAUGAACUACAAUUGCCAUUCGGCGAUAUUGUUGAAGCUACUUUCAACGAUUAUAUAGAUAUCAUUUCUAAUGUUACUACUGGUACAUGCUAUCGAUUUCUAGAUAGUUGUAACCAAGAAAUAUGGCCUCGAUGUCUUGAUUGGCGUGAAAUUUGUGAUGGAAAAAUGGAUUGUAUAAGUGGAGAAGAUGAACAAUGGUGUGAUCAGCUAGAAAUGAUUAAAUGUACUGAUAGUGAAUAUCGAUGUCAUUAUGGCGGUCAAUGUAUUCCACUAUCUUUUGCCAGAGACAGUAGACUUAGUAUUGAUUGUCUAGAUGGUAGUGACGAGCAAGAUAAUAUGAUGUCUUAUUCUUUAUUGAUCAAUGUGGGUUGUGCGAGUGUUCAGACAUUUCGAUGUCAAGAACGUACUGGUCGAUAUCCUUUGUCUUUUCAAUGUGGUGAUGGUCAAUAUUCGCAUGACUUUGAUGUACCCAGUUGGAUAAAUAUAUGUACAAAUAAGCGAGAUAUAGAAUUAUCUCGUACUAUCCUUACUUCAUUCAAUCAUAUCUCAGAUAUCGAUUGUCGGGAAGCAUUUUUUUGUGCUCUUUACUCCAAUCGAACACAAGAUAUAGCGGAUAGAUCUGUACUUUCAGAUAGAACAUCGGAAAAAUUUUAUAUUGAUAUAGCACAUAUUGAAAAUGGAUUUCACCAGUAUGAGUAAAUAUGAGCUAGACUACUGGUUUUCAAAAGUCUAUAAGUUCAGAGAAAUUAAUUGUGAUGAUACAGAAUAAGUGAGGUAUAGGAAGAAGAGAAUGUUUUUCAUCCUUUGAAAAACAAAACUUAUUAGUAGUCAGCAUUCUAAGGAAUAACUAUGCUUUUGGCAAUGAACUUUUGAAAUUCGCUGUUUUUCAAUUACAUGAACUUAUCAUUAAACAUCAACGAAAGUUAGUAGUUUUGACAAUAACACAAACCACGAAACACUACCAAGUUGUAGCUUUUCUCAUUGGAUUAACGUAAACAUGGGAAUACCGAGAAUAUGGUUAUGCAUGAGAGAGCAUUGUUUUCUUGAUUGCUUUUAGUAUCUUUGAUUUAUUUUCUAUAUAUCUAUCCUUCUCAUGUCUAUAAAACUAGCAAUAAUUUCAAGUCCCUUCUCCGAAAAGAGACACCAUACUCAACAUAAUCAUCUUAAUUUAGAUAACCCUUAGUGACUUGUCGCGGAUCAUUCCAUGAUUGGUAGUACUUAGGUUUGCAAACAGUACUUUGUAGAUAUGUGUUGAACAACCUAGUCCCUCGCCAGUUCAAGUCGUACUCUGAUAUAUUCUGAUAAACUCA